Messenger RNA from Musa acuminata subsp. malaccensis (wild Malaysian banana), 718 nucleotides. RefSeq lists its product as uncharacterized. The record is from RefSeq and is a predicted model, not a curated record. Lineage: Eukaryota; Viridiplantae; Streptophyta; Magnoliopsida; Zingiberales; Musaceae.
GUUCUUCCCUUCCUCCCUCUUCUUCCUUCUCAAAGCUUAAGCCACUUUCCUGAGCCCUACCCACUAUAAAACCCCACGCACUCCCUCUUCCCCUCUCUUGUAGGAGAGAUCUCAAACACAGAAGAGGUGGGAGACACAUGGCCACUGCUUACUACCAUCACAACGGCCCUCACUGCGACUCUCCCUACUCCCCAUCCCCUCCCUUGCCGCUCCACCUCUGUCUCUUCCUCCUCACCCUCUUCAUCUUCGUGGGCCUCUCGUGGUACAUGGCCUACGAGUCGGUGUUCGAGAGCCUGCUGGAUCAGCUCAAGCUCUUGCUCAUGGCGUCACCGCUGCUGCUCCUCCUGGUCGUCCACUGGUUGUCCAACGACGAGCGGCGGAGGGUGCCCUUCUUCAUCCCCCUGCCCGAGAGGGAGUCCUUCCACCGGGCCGGGGGAUCGCCUUGGGGCGUCGGCCUCCUUGUCGUCCUCCUCAUGUUCAUGAUCUCCUACCAGUCCUACUUCCACGAGCGCUGGUUCCCGCUACUGAGCCGAUGAGGCUGAUGUCGGAAACAUGAACAAGCUGUUUUCUAGCUCUUAUGUACUUGGAUGUGUAUGUCGUUGGAGAUGUAGGCCUUGCAUGCAUAAGAAGGCACUGUUCUUGCUCUCUUGAGGGCUUUCUGUUUUCUCGAAUGCUUGAGGUCGAGGAGGAUCGUCUAAAAACCUUGUUUUUCUGUGUC